This is a messenger RNA of Leptosia nina, 1272 nucleotides long. The record is from the annotation of a GenBank genome assembly. Lineage: Eukaryota; Metazoa; Arthropoda; Insecta; Lepidoptera; Pieridae.
AUGGCGGCCCCAUCUCUAAUGUCGUCAAUAAAGGCAUUAACCCCUCGAAUGAGGUUCAAAUACUCGAAACCAAUAAUAGAUAACGUAGUAUUUAAGCUCCACUAUAAGUUAACUGUGACGAUGCUCCUGUGUUUCGUUAUACUGGUUUGUGGAAGGGAGUAUUUCGGAGAGCAUAUCAAGUGUCUGUCAGAUCAGGGGGUUCCCCCUCACGUUAUCCAGACUUAUUGCUUCUUUAUGGCUACUUUCACAAUUGUUCGACAUUACAAUGAAAGCCUUCUGCAAGGUGAACUUCUGCCUCACCCGGGAAUCGGUCCCAUCCUGGAGACGGACAAAACGAUCCGACACACAUACUACCAAUGGGUUCCGUUUGUCCUCUUUAUACAGUCGUUCUGCUUUUACCUGCCGCAUUAUAUUUGGAAAAGAAAGGAAGGGGGUAGAAUAAAAGCGUUGGUCGAAGGUCUUCAGCACGCGAGUCUAGCGUUGCAUGAAAAUGAUUUACUAGCUGGGAAAAUUGCUGUACCUUCCAAGAAGACCUUGCAAAGCCGAAUCGAAACUAUCAAAAAGGACAUAUUGCUCAGGUUACGAAUAACAAGAUCCUGGUCACACUUCCUGGUGACUAUGGAGGUUGUCAAUCUUCUGCAUGUAAUUUUUCAAGUGUGGCUAAGUAACAAGUUCUUGAACGGCAGCUUUUUGGGUUUGGGUUUCAAUGUACUAACCUUCAACGGUUGGGGUCAUAUUUCUAAUCCUUUAGAAAUUGUAUUUCCUAAGGUGACAAAAUGCGUCUUUCACAAGUACGGUCCAAGCGGGUCCAUCCAGCAACAUGAUGCUCUAUGCGUGAUGGCUCUUAACAUUAUUCAUGAGAAGAUAUAUGUCAUAUUGUGGUUCUGGUUCCUGUUUCUCUUUAUGGCUUCUUUUAUUGCUGUUGUGUGGCGUUUUAUUUCAUUCUACAUGUAUCGUCGCUCCUUGAGGUUUAACGAGUUGGUCUUUCGCCAUGUCUCCAAAACAAAGUUUAAUCCAUACAACGUCGUCAAUAUUGUGAACGGCUGUGAUUUCGGCGAUUGGUUGUUUUUAUAUUAUCUAGCGAAGAACAUGCAGUCUGCUACAUUUCAUGAGCUAUAUAGAAGUGUCGCCGAGGAACUGGAAAAGCAAAAUAAAGCAUUCAGACAAAAUGAAAAACGGAAACGAACAGAAUGUAGAUUAGAAAGAGUUCAAUACGAUGAUGAAACUUUACCGCUCAGUGAAAAAAAAUCACAGCUCGGAGAAGUAAUAUAA